ACGAGGCGCUUCUUUCGAGUGUUAUCUACAUGAAAACCAAAAGCAUGCAACCAUACACAGCUAGUAGCGCAGUGAGGACCUGUAAUUGCAAUAGUUUAUUCAUCAACGAUCCGGUGUUCUGUUCAAGCAGGUACCUAGCUUUCCCCAGCUUCGCUGUGAACCUUGAAGAUCCUUUGGAGUCGAAGCACGGGACUUUUUGCACUCUGUAUUGUUUGACUUUGUCGGCUUGAAACAGCGAUUUAUUCAGGAUCUGCGAUUUUUGUAAGAGGGCAUCUCAGGUUGCGACGGCCUACUUUCUGUUUUUGUACUUCUCUCUCUGUCUGUGGCGUAUCGCACCUGUGCCGAUAUGCAGCCCCGUUUUGCGCCUUGAGAACAUGAUCAUGCCGGGGGAAGAUAUGCAGGCGAGUCACAACCACGGGCCUGCCGUGUGGAACGGUAGAUGCAAAGUUUUGGUUGGCUUUCUUGCCCGUGGCUUCUUGCUGGGAAGCUUCUGCAAGUGCACAUUUUCCACAACUUGUGUCAGCGCUUCGGCAGGCAAUUUUCAGGACGAUCUCGCCGCGCAGAUGACUGCUGCUGCCAAACAGUUACGGGCCCGUGCGUACGAAGCAAACACCUGUGUGGUGCCCUCCCUGUCGAGUGUGCAGUCGUUGCUGCAUUCCUUUCUGGAGCCAAACAGUCUGCCGCCCUCGCGGUCGGACAUCUUUGCGCAUUUGCUCGAACGGGGUUUGCCGAAGAUGAAAACAGCAAAGCGAGCUGCUCUUGAAUCUCCGCGUGACCCCACUAGUUUUCCCGCCGCUCUUUCGCCUCGUAAUGCGCAAAGCCGCGGUAGUCAACCUGAUCCUGCCUUUGACAGAUCGCCGUCAGGCGACGAGGAGAGACUACACCAUCGUGCGAGACAUGUCAGUCCUGAGGCAGGCGAUGCGCGAGUGGAAGAAGGGACCGGAAGAAAUGGCGACUGGCCGGAAAGAAUGACCGCGGCGACGCAGACGGAACGAAGCAUGCUUUCUGAGGGUGCCACUGCCAGUUUGUCUGCCUCCAGAAGUGCGGGGCGUGGUGUUGUACGAGAAGACCAUUCUUCGGAAGUAGACCGCCAGACGACUGAGCGUGGAGACCUCCACAGAGGCGAGCCACAGAGUGGUACACGCGUAGUUGCAGAGCGUGGUCGCAAAGAGCGGUCGCGUGCCCCCUCCCCCAGCCUAGAACGCAUUCUGGAAGUCAAGCGCAGACGCGUUUCCGAGAGUAACGUGCAGCGGUUUCUUCACGGGGAUCCCAACAGCAAGGUUGCCGUGCUGAGCCCAGAUGAGGCACCGAGAGAGGAAGAAAGGAAAAGUUGUGUCAAGCGCAAGCGCGGUUCUUCGCGUUGCCGGGUGAGGAGGCAGGCUUCUUCUCCAACCGCAGGCCGUCGUGGGACUGCAGAUCAUGCGCCAGCCCGUCGUCGCCCGUCAACUCAGCCUAGUGACGCUGUUGCGGCACCACGUCAAGCACCUGCAACGCGCCCGCCAUCGGAGCUGCUUUGGUCCACGAAACCUCCGCGAACCAAGAUUUUCUUUCUGAAGAAGUUCCGCAUUUUUUCGCAGGAAGUGUACCAUUCCUCCCAUCUGGACCUGCUCAUGAGUGAUUUCGAUUCCGUUUUUGUGCAACGGGAGUACCGGCUCCCGGAACAGGACGAAGGUCGUUUCUCUGACUUUACCGUUUUUCUUAUUGUGAGGAAUAAUCCCCCCUCCCCAUACCAAACCGGGACACUUCUGAAAAUUUGUGAUGCAGAUUUGAGACCACAUGGCAUUGCAUGAAGGCAAGUCUACAGGCUCCGCCACAUUCUACAGGCGGCUUGUCAUGCUGUUGCUCCUACAGCGUAGACGUCUGCCAUGCUAAGCGCCUAGGCCAAAACUUGUCUACUCAGGCCUGAUAUGGGCCUGCAGUCCUCGCCAGCAAGACAAAUCUGAUUUGUGACCUCAGAUACAGCAUCAACCUCCCCUAAGUGUGAUCAUUUCCGCCUCCCCUAAGUGUGAUCAUUUCCGCCUCCCCUAAGUGUGAUCAUUUCCGCCUCACGCCGGCGGUCGACUGUCGGCUAUCUGGCUCCCCCAGCUCAUGAUUGCGGCGUUGGCUGGUGAUGACGAGGUUGCGGACAGUUGACUUGUCAUCUGUCUGGUUCGCUCACUUUGCUGCCACGACUGUUUGGUCCCCGGCCCCCUGAGGCGGGGGGAUACGGGUUACCUGGUCGGGAUGUCGCGCGGAAGGUGUCUCUCACGUCCCUAGCUCUUCGUACUCGCCGCUGAGUACAGUCGUGCUCCUUGGUUGAUCGCCACACUGUUUCAUAGUGCUGAAACGACCCGGCUUUCACUAGGGGGAGCAUUCGUACAUUUUGUGCCCUCCGGGACUAUGCCUCUGCUUCCGUCUAAACUGAGGGGUCCACUUAUCCCUCUCGGUAUUCGGUCGCAGGGAAGGGUUGCCGGGGUCUCCCUCGCAUCGGUUCUCGAUGUCGGGUGUGAGUUUGUGACUGCGGGGGCAGUGGUUGGCUUAGGUUUGUGGAGUACUUCUGAAAAGAGGCUCCCAUUCCUUCUUCCAGGCAGUGAUCCUAGAUCGCUGCCACGCGGAGCCACCCCCGUAUUUCACCCCCAGGGGGUUGUGGACCUGGCAAAACCGAUGAGUUCGGGCUGCUGACUGUUCCACCUCCCCUAAGUGUGAUCAUUUCCGCCUCACGCCUCAAAUACAGCAUCACAAAUUUCGUUUUCGAUAUGGGGAGGGGGGAUUUUUCCUUUCGAUAUUUCUCUCCGUGCCUGCGCCGGCAGGAAGACCUUCUGCAGAGAUGAAAGAAAAGGAAUUGUGGCUGCGAGACGAGGCGGAGUGCAGGGCGUUCGUUCGGGGCGAAAACGUUUUGUCAAGAAGAUCAAGUUCUUCAUCCACCAGCUCUUCUUGCGAGGCGGAAGCAACCUCGUCUCACGAAGGCGAUGAGAGUCCUUUUUGCAAUGUUUCAACGCCGCAAUCUUCCUCCUACGCGACGUCUUCUACGGUCAGAACAUUGGAGGACUUUCCGCAGGGCCGGGCUAGCACCAGCUCCUCGACGUCCUCCGCGGGUCUCUCCUCCCCUCCAGCGGUGAGAAGUCUGCCAAGCCUCUCUCUCGACCCCCCGAGACCAGGGGGCCGCUCGUGUUUUCUUCACGGAGAAGAUCUUCAUGUCGCCUCGAUAGAUCUGGAGCAAGGCUGCUUUCUCAGAAGUGGUAGCAGCUCAACUGCGAGUUCGCCCUCCGUGGCUUCCCCGCCGGCCUCCUCGACCACGGGAAAGUUCCUCGUGGUCGGAGGAGACCAAGGGAGAACCGCAGCACGAGCAUCAAAUGAUCCGUGGGAAGAUACAAGAGUAGCAGUGGCAGAUGACAGAGCGGUAGCCGAACUUGCACCACUCGAGGAUUUUUUGCCCAGAGCUGCAUCUUCCUCCGGUCAGCAACAACAUGGCGGUUUCAACAUUUUUGAUGUAGUACUUCGGCCAAGUUUGGUUAUCUCUACUUCGACGUCGACCCCAUUAGAGCAGCAGGCCCUGUUGAUGUCCUCUCCGUCCUCCCUCUCGGGCGUGUCGAGUACCGGGCGCAGCUCUUCCUCUCUUCCCUCAUUGGUCACGUCCCCGUCUGGCGUGCAAGAUCGGAAUGGCGUUUCGGGCGCGGCAGUGCCGCUGAGGCGGUCAGGCAUUUUGUCUAUGGGACGAGCGGGCACAAGAACUACUCGCCCAGCUUCGAGUUCAUCGUCGGCACGAAGAAGCAGUGCGGACGUCGCGGCUAACGCUGGUAGUUUUCCACUAGACGAAGACCAGCGCGCUGGGGCACAAGACGACUCUACUAGGGGGCGUUCACGUCGUCCUGCUUGGGAGUUCGAGCUUGGGGAUCAUGAAGUAGAGAGUGAGGCUGCUGGUUCAGUGGUGGUCGACGAACGCGGGUGCAAGAAAUCUCGCAAGAAAAAAGCAAGUGCGAGGAGCAGUCAAACGGACUCUCCCAAGGCCAUUGACCGCGUUUUCGAGCAGCAUAGCACCGCCAUGAUUUUCUACGACAAGGAUUUGGCACACGGGUUCCGGGGGCGUGUAUCGGAUUUGGACCUAGAUCGAGGCUUCUUUCGCGUCAUUUUGUCUCAGAAGGAAGCGAGUUUUACUUUGCAGCAAGCAUGUUUAACGUCGAAAGCCCGAGCAAGUCAACAAUCUAAGAAUCAACGCAACGACACGAAAGUUGAGAAUGCGGGUAAUGCACACAAUCCAAAUUAUCCUGUUGACGAAGACGAUGACGAUCAGCACCAUUCCAUCUGCGGCAGUGUUGAAUUAUGCAGCCACCAUAAGUUGAAAACGGUCCCAGGAACAAAGAGUGACGGCGACGGCACCUUCGGGACUUCGGCGGGGACCAACAACAAGAGCACGGGCACUAUUUCAAUGCACUGGGAGAUCGAUUUUCACUUGCACGAGCAUGCAGUUUACGUGGUCCGCCAUACCACGGUGGCCAGCUCCGAGCUCGAACGGAUCGUAGCUGAGCAGCCGGGUGGGGAAGACACGACCGAGUUUUUGGCAUAGGUUAAGGUUUUGAACAAGAAGAUCACCUUCUUGGUGGUGUGUAGAUCAGAACAAGCUACUCCAGCAGCAGCGUUCCGCUCUUCAUCUUGAAGCCGAGUCCUAAAAAUUCUCAAGAAUACAGCUGCGCAAAAUUUAUUUUUUGGAAUUCUGACCGCUUUAGAAAGGGAUCUGCGAAACCACGACGUUUCAUCUUCAGCACCCGAAGUUGUGGAGUUUCUGCUCAUGAGCUGGGAAAGUAUUGAGAGUACACAAUUCGACGGAAGUACUUACACCC
Amoebophrya sp. A120 is the source of this 4817-nucleotide messenger RNA. The record is from the annotation of a GenBank genome assembly. Lineage: Eukaryota; Dinophyceae; Syndiniales; Amoebophryaceae.